GAGUCACUACAUGCUCGAGUCGCAUUGCAAAAGCAUUGACUUCAACUCGCUGCAUUUUGACUUCUGCAGCAGUCACGGAAAUGUGUCCGAUGAUGACGACGACGACAUGAGCGAGUUUCCAAUCCCGGUUGACCUGUGGUGUGUCAAGCCGUGGUGGGAAAUCACAAUCAAGGUACUGCUGUUCCUUCCAGUUGUAAUCGGCGGUGUCUUGGGAAACGCCGCCAUCCUGAACGCGGUUCGCAAAAAUCGGCUCUUGCGAAUGGCGCCGCUCAACUUGUACAUCGCCAAUCUGGCAGCCUGCGACCUUUGCGCCCUGAUCAUUGGACCGUGGCUGCUGAUGUGCAUCGACUCGUUCCAGAACUUUGUGCUGGGGGCCUUUUUUUGCAAGACCGAAGGUUUUGUGCAAAGUUCUCUGCUAUUGGGAGGAGUUUUCAGCCUAAUUGCAAUCAGCGCUGAUAGGUUUGUGGCCAUAGUUUUCCCUAAAAAGAAAAAGCUCAGCAUGCCAAUGGCUUGGUGCGUUGUUGCAACAACCUGGAUUUUGGGAAUUGCUAUUUCUGUUCCUCUCAUUAUUUUCAGAGAGUAUAAGGAGAGACAAUGGCUGGAUUUUUUGGAAAAAUACUGCAAGGAAAACUCGGAUAUAUUGUCAGACUAUUGGACCGUGAUGAUCGCUUUUUUGGUUUGGCUGCCCUUACUUGUGAUGUUUAUUUGCUACUCUGCAAUUUUUUGUAAGCUGACACACUACGCAAGACAAGCUAGACGGAGCACCAUAAACCCUUCGAGGGAUUUCCGAACUCGCGUCACGAGAAUGGUGCUGAUUUUGGUGCUGGUUUUCACAAUCUGCAGGGUUCCGUUCACCGCUCUGAUUUAUGUGAGGAACAGUUUGAAACACACCCAGAUCGGUUUGGCCUUUCGCAUACUAUGGUGGGUUUCGCACUUCCUCAUAUACACCAACGCAGCCAUCAACCCUCUCAUCUACGGCAUGACUAACGACGGUUUCCGCCGAGCAAUUCGAGCGGCUUACUCUUGCAACUCCAAGGAUGACCCCAAUCCCCAGACCCAGCAACCCAUCGCAACCCCACUUGAGAAACAAGCGUCGGUCAAGGUGCUCGAGCCGAGAGAGCCUUACCACAUUGAACCCUGCUGGCGACCCAGUAACGAGAAGAAAACUUGCCACUGCGUCCAAAAAGAAAGUAAUUCCUCCAUUUUCACAGUGGGAGGCACCACACCACCAAAUAGCGCAGAAUUGUAUUAAAAAAAACUAUACUUAUUUCAUCAGCAUAAAUAUUAUAAUUGGAAAUUUAUUGUACUUAGUUUGGAGGUGCAGAAGUGAUAUAAAUGUGCUUUUCCAUCGGUUUCGGCUCAAAAAUGCUGUCUUUGAUACCUUUGUUCAGCUCUUCGAGUGCCAGCUGCGCUUGAAGACGCAGAGUUUGGUCCUCACUUUGGGCAAGUUGUUUCAUGGUGCGGUACACUUCCAGAGACGAUGAACCAAGCGUGGAAACUGCCUGGGUGCCAAGACCUUGCAGAAGGAGAGCCAGCAACAAGGCAGCUGCUCUUCGAACAUGGAUGUCGGGAUCCGAAGUAGAAAGACCUUGUGCGCACGUCAGGAUCUGGAAAUACAAUCAAAAUUAAAGUUUAUAAUUGGCUAUUUAUUUUAAAUGAAGCGCACCUCUUGAAUGUCUCCGCUUACUCGGAAGCCCAAAACUUUGCAAGCUUCACCCAAAUUUGAAAGACUAGAAGCACGAUGGACUGGAUUCGGAUCCUUGGCACCCACAAGAUAUGCAUUCAGUAAAAUCUGUCGUUGGCUGGCAGCUACUUCACCUACAAAAAUUUAGAAUGAAAAA
Molecule: messenger RNA, 1841 nt
Organism: Neocloeon triangulifer
Lineage: Eukaryota; Metazoa; Arthropoda; Insecta; Ephemeroptera; Baetidae
Product: QRFP-like peptide receptor
Exons: 5
Coding region: 11-1252 (413 amino acids)
Biological process (GO): G protein-coupled receptor signaling pathway
Cellular component (GO): membrane
Molecular function (GO): G protein-coupled receptor activity
Source: RefSeq, a predicted model, not a curated record